AUGUCGGGAUACAAGGGGCCGCGCGGACCCAAUGUGUCCCAGUACAUUGCCAAUCUGAACCAGCUAUCACCGCUCUCAGACAACCCUGCAGAGCCGCAACCUGUCACCGAGGACUUCUCUGCAUUCCUGAAUACCGAUUUCUUCGACAUCAACGGCGGCAUCAAUGUCGACCUCAACUCGCCCAUCGACUUCGGCGUUGACUUCGACAUCAAACCUUCGACUCCAUCCACAGCCGAGCAUACCCCGAGGAACAGCAUCAGCGCCGCCAGUUCAAAGCCCAACAUGGACUUCAACUUGAAUGGUGACUUCCAAUUCACAGACUUUUCCAACUUCAACACGGCGCCAAUCAUCGACACAUCCAUGCCCAGCCUGUCGCAGCCCCAACACAACAACUAUCCACUCCCGACUACAUAUGCACCGCAACCCAACGCUAUCUCGCCCAUCAACUAUGACGAUUCGGCAUCCAAGAAGCGCAAGGCCGAGGAUAUGUCUGUAGGCACACCCAUCCAGCACCUGGACGAGCACGCGCGCGUCGCAGCCGAAGAAGAUAAGCGCCGCCGCAACACCGCCGCUUCCGCGCGCUUCCGCGUAAAGAAGAAGCAACGCGAGCAAGCUCUUGAGAAGACCGCCAAGGACAUGAGCGACCGCGUGCAGCAGCUCGAGGCCAGAAUCGGGCAGCUGGAGACCGAGAACGCAUGGCUCAAGGGCCUGAUCACUGAGAAGAGCAACGGCAACAGCUCGACGUCCGACAUCAAGGCGAUGUUGACCAAGCAUGAGGAGCAGAAGGCUGGGCGGAGUAGUCCUGCGCACGCCGAGGGUGUGGGCACCACGGCGUAG
Macroventuria anomochaeta is the source of this 837-nucleotide messenger RNA. RefSeq lists its product as uncharacterized. The transcript is spliced from 2 exons. Gene Ontology annotation, molecular function: DNA-binding transcription activator activity, RNA polymerase II-specific; RNA polymerase II transcription regulatory region sequence-specific DNA binding. Gene Ontology annotation, biological process: regulation of transcription by RNA polymerase II. The record is from RefSeq and is a predicted model, not a curated record. Gene Ontology annotation, cellular component: nucleus. NCBI's taxonomy places the organism in Eukaryota, Fungi, Ascomycota, Dothideomycetes, Pleosporales, Didymellaceae. The coding region runs from base 1 to 837 and encodes 278 amino acids.